UGUCACCAAUGUCACCACAUCCCCACAGGACCUGGGGAUACAGAGGGCUGUCCCCUGAUCCCUGGUGUCCCCAACAUCCCCACGUCUUCACGCUGCUCAGGGACACCAACUGAGAGGUGCGCGUGUCCCCAAUGUCCCCGCUGUCACCCGCAGGGCUCGGCAGCAUCAGAGGAGGAUCUGGCAAAGGCCAUGGAAGGGCUGGGGCUGGAGGAGGGCAGCGGGGAGGGCGGCGUGCUGCCCGUGGUGCAGAGCGUGCUGCAGCACCUGCUGAGCCGUGACGUGCUCUACCCCUCGCUCAAGGAGAUCACCGACAAGUACCCUGAGUGGCUGCAGCGGCACCGGGCGGCGCUGCCGGAGGAGCAGUACGAGCGUUACCGGGCGCAGCACGGCGUCAUGAGCCGCAUCUGCCAGCAGCUGGAGGCCGAGCGACCCGAGGACAGCGAGGGGGACAGGAGGGCGCGCUUCGAGGCCGUGCUGGAGCUGAUGCAGCAGCUGCAGGAGCUGGGGCACCCGCCCAAGGAGCUGGCUGGCGAGGCGGUGAGUGUCCCCCAGUGUCCCCAGCUGUCCCUGGAGGUCUUUUCCAUGUUGUCCCCAACUGUCCCCGGCUCUCGACCAUCCCUGGUUGUCCCCAGCAGUCCCUACUUGUCCCUACAGGUCUUUCCAACUGUCCCCACGUGUCCCCCAGCUCUCAGCCAUCCCAGCUGUUCCCUGCCGCCCCCCAGUUGUCCCCAACCCAUGAGUUCCCAGUUGUCCUUCAACCAACCAUUCCCAGUUGUCCCCAGCUGUCCCCAGCGGUUCCCGACUGUCUCCAAUUGUCCCCUGCAGUCCCUGACUGUCCCCAGUUGUCCCCCAAAUGUCUCUCAUUGUCCCCACUUUGCAUUCCGUUGUCCUCAGCCGUCCCUAAUUGCCCUCCACCAUCCUCAACUGUCCCCAGUAAUUGUCCCCAGUUGUCCCCAACUGUCCCUCAUUGCCUCCAUCUCCAUC
This is a messenger RNA of Lagopus leucura (white-tailed ptarmigan), 984 nucleotides long. RefSeq lists its product as uncharacterized. The transcript is spliced from 3 exons. The record is from RefSeq and is a predicted model, not a curated record. NCBI's taxonomy places the organism in Eukaryota, Metazoa, Chordata, Aves, Galliformes, Phasianidae. Gene Ontology annotation, biological process: protein import into peroxisome membrane. The annotation marks the transcript as partial. Gene Ontology annotation, cellular component: peroxisomal membrane; peroxisome.